AAUUUUAGUUAUUUAAUAAAUAUUAAAAUUAAAAUACUUUAUGAAGUAUUUGCGGUUUGCUGAGAAUACAUUACGCCUGUGGUAUAAUUGUUUUAUUACAAGACGCUUGCUAAACGCGCCAAUCAAAGUGAAAAGUUUUGAUAAAUCCUUUCUGUGUUGGCCAAAUAUGACUUUACCUAAGGCCUUGCGCCAUGUGCAAACGCAACACGGCGACGACACGGUGGACGUUGAGAACAUAUUCCUGUUCCGAGCUGACGUCGACUGCACAAAUGUCGCCGCUACAAGUGCCGGCGGCGCCUCCACUGCGACUGCGGCCGAGACCAAGGCUGCGGCAGAGACUAGCGCUGCAAAUAACGCAGAUGUUAAAGCCAAGUCAGAGCAGACAAAGCCCUUUAACUGUGUAUGGACCUAUGAGGCUAAUGAAGCUUCCGGUAGUCAAUUAGCGACGAUUGCCGAGGAAUCUCCCAUGACAUUACCAGAAAAGCGAAAGGCGCCCCAAGCUGAUGAAACUGUUAAAUCGAAGAAAUCAAAAUUGGAAACGAAAGAUUUGAAAGUAACUCGACCUGGUUUCAGCGAGGAAAGAUUCGAAGAAACAUCGUAUUAUACGGAAAAUGGUUUGCGAAAGGUUUACCCUUAUUUUUUUACAUUCACAACGUUUACUAAGGGUCGCUGGGUAGGUCAGAAGAUUUUGGAUGUCUUCUCUCGUGAGUUUCGAGCACAUCCUGCCGAGGAAUACAAACGGAGCAUCGAGGCGGGAACAUUGCUAGUAAACAAUGAAAAGGUACCAGUUGACUACAAGUUAAAGCACAAUGAUCUUUUGGCCAAUACGGUACACAGACACGAAGUUCCAGUUACUUCACAGCCCAUUGAGAUCAUACACAUGGAUGAGGAAAUUCUAGUUGUUAACAAACCGGCCUCAAUUCCAGUACAUCCAUGUGGUCGAUACAGGCACAAUACGAUGAUCUUUAUACUCGCCAAGGAGUUUAAUCUUAAGAAUUUGCGUACCAUACAUCGGAUAGAUCGUUUGACUUCUGGUAUUUUGAUGUUUGGCCGCACUUCGGAAAAGGCUCGUCAAAUGGAGCAACAGAUACGAAAUAGACAAGUUCAAAAGGAAUAUGUCUGCUGUGUCGAAGGAGAAUUUCCCGAUGGCAUAAUUGAGUGCAAUGAGCCGAUUGAAGUCGUAAGCUAUAAGAUUGGCGUUUGCAAGGUGUCGCCGAAAGGCAAAGAUUGUAAAACAACAUUCAAAAGAAUAUCACAAACUGGUAAAUAUAGUAUCGUGCAAUGUAAACCCUUGACAGGGAGGAUGCAUCAAAUCAGAGUGCAUUUACAAUACUUAGGAUAUCCAAUUGUGAACGAUCCCUUGUAUAAUCACGAGGUGUUUGGUCCUUUAAAAGGACGCGGCGGCGAUAUUGGCGGAAAAACAGAUGAUCAAUUGAUAAACGAUUUGAUAGCCAUACACAAUGCUGAAAAUUGGUUGGGCAUUGAUAGCAACGAAGCUCUAACACUCAAGAUUGCCAAUGAAGGUACUAUAGAUAGUCCAUCUACCAGCAAAAUAUCAAGCAACGUUUCUACAGUGACAACUGAAACCAUAAAAAGCCCUGGUCUUCAGAAAACGGUUUCUGCCCAAACUGGCUAUGAAUCCCCCGAUUGUGGCUUUGAUCCCAGCAAAGUAACAACAGAUCCGCAUUGCUUAGAAUGCAAAAUGAACUAUCGUGACCCAAACACCGCAGAUCUUGUGAUGUAUCUGCAUGCGUGGAAAUAUCAAGGUGUUGACUGGGAGUAUAGUACAGAUCUGCCAAGUUGGGCCACAAUGGAUCCGGAUAAUUGGCAGUUAAACUUGAGGAAAGACCAUUGUUAAAUGUAUAAACUCUUGUAUAAUGUAUAUAUAUAAUAUACAACUCAGAAUAAAAUAGACGUUUUAAUAAUUGUAAAUUCGAUUAA
This is a messenger RNA of Drosophila innubila, 1941 nucleotides long. RefSeq names its product RNA pseudouridylate synthase domain-containing protein 2 (gene RluA-2). Gene Ontology annotation, molecular function: pseudouridine synthase activity; RNA binding. Lineage: Eukaryota; Metazoa; Arthropoda; Insecta; Diptera; Drosophilidae. Gene Ontology annotation, biological process: pseudouridine synthesis. The record is from RefSeq and is a predicted model, not a curated record. Bases 41 to 1858 code for a protein of 605 amino acids. The transcript has 10 exons.